AUGGUUUCGACCAGGGGUAAUAAAUAUAAAUUUACGGAUGGGGAAAGAGUUUUAUGCUACGAACCUGAUCCGACAAAAGCAAAAGUUUUGUACGAUUCAAAGGUUCUCGAAGUUAUAGUUGGAAAAGAUGAAAAGGGUAGGAAAAAUGUCGAAUACCUCAUACAUUUCCAAGGUUGGAAUUCAUCCUGGGAUAGGUGUGUGAGCGAAGAUUACGUUUUAAAAGACACAGAAGAAAAUAGAAAAUUACAAAAGGAUCUCGCUGAUAAAGCACAACUUCAACUUGGAGCUUAUUUAUAUCGAAGAGAUAGAAAGAAAAGAUCAAGAACGCUUUCGCAAAAAAUAAACGAAGCAUGGGAUUCAGGUACGAAUUCAUGUUCUAGUAAAAAAAGUCAAGAUGAUAAUGAUGAUUUGGAAACGACAACGGAAGAUGACGAACUUGGAGAAGAUGGCGAUAUCGAUGAUGGUAAUGAUGAUGAUGACGAUGAUGAUGAUGAGGAUGAUGGUGACGAUAAUGACGACGAUGAUGAUGACAAUGAUGAUGAUGAAGAAGUAGAAAAUGGAAACGAUAAGAAUAAAGGUUCAUUAAUGGACACGGACGAUAUAUUAGAUGAACGAAUCCCGUUGGAUUUGAGCAAUCAAAUGAAAGCUUAUCUCGAAGAGGAUUAUAAUUUAAUCAAUAACGAACUCAAGGUUGUUAUACUACCCGCGUCGCCAACGGUUUUAGAAAUACUUGAAAGUUAUAUAAAACAUUGCGGCGUUAAACAACCGAACGAAUCGGAAUCAAAGUCUCAAAGGCGUACGAGAAGUCAUUUUCAAGAUACUCGAGAGGUUGAUCCAAUGAAAGAUUUCGAAGCCAUGGUUGCAAGAUUGAAUUUGUGUAAGGAAAUCGUAGACGGACUUAGAAUAUAUUUCGAUUUCACACUCGGUCAACUCCUUUUAUACGAUUACGAACGUCCACAAUUCGAAGAUUCUCGAACGGAAUCCAAAGAAUAUGAUAGGGAUUUGAGAAUACCAUUUAUUAAACAGGAACCUUACGACAGUCUCAGCGAAGACGACACGAGUCAAAACGUUUCACAAAGUAGUGCUGAUAAUAAUAAUACGGAUAUUAGAAUCGAAUCUGAAACUAUUGACAGCGAACGGAAAAGAAGUUUGAGGUCACAUAGAGAACCCGUGACGUCAAACGAACCCACGUGCAGUCUCAUUCAAUCGAGUCAACCCGUUUCGAAUAACGGAAUUGGAAAACUCACGAUAAGGAAUUUAGGUUCGUUAGGUACCGGAAAUCAUUCGAACAUCUUGAGCAACAAUCACUGUUCGACGAAGAGCACGAGUUCGACGUCGUCCUACUACUCUCCACUCGUUCGUAAGAUCACGACGAAAUCAAGUUGCGUGGCCGUGAAUGUGAAAAUAGCCAAGCUCAUGGAUCACGCUUCCUCUUGGAAAAUCGUACCGGAAUCGUACCUGAAUGAAAAACCACGAAAUCCAUCGACGCUUUACGGUGCCGUACAUUUAGCCAGACUAUUCGUCAAACUUCCCACGUUAUUACACGUUGCCAAUCAACCGGAAAAAGAAAAUCAACCCAGAGUACUUUCGGAAAGAAAAUUAAAAGCUCUCAUUCAUCACCUUCAAUUGUUUUUAACGUAUCUAGAAAGUAAACCUGAAUGGUUCGGUGAAAAACAUUACACGGACAACGUAUACUUAAAAAGUGAAAAAAUAUCUUAA
Pediculus humanus corporis (human body louse) is the source of this 1719-nucleotide messenger RNA. RefSeq lists its product as uncharacterized. The transcript has 6 exons. Gene Ontology annotation, cellular component: MSL complex; nucleus; NuA4 histone acetyltransferase complex. Gene Ontology annotation, biological process: chromatin organization; regulation of DNA-templated transcription. The coding region runs from base 1 to 1719 and encodes 572 amino acids. The record is from RefSeq and is a predicted model, not a curated record. NCBI's taxonomy places the organism in Eukaryota, Metazoa, Arthropoda, Insecta, Psocodea, Pediculidae.